Salvia splendens (bonfire salvia) is the source of this 570-nucleotide messenger RNA. RefSeq lists its product as uncharacterized. The transcript has a single exon. NCBI's taxonomy places the organism in Eukaryota, Viridiplantae, Streptophyta, Magnoliopsida, Lamiales, Lamiaceae. The record is from RefSeq and is a predicted model, not a curated record. Bases 1 to 570 code for a protein of 189 amino acids.
AUGGCGGCGGCGGCGGCGGCUGCGUAUCGCGUGGAGGAGGAGCAGGUCUGGAAAUGUCCCAAGCACCCUACGAAGCGGCGGCGCCACGGCGUCUGCCCCAUCUGCCUCCGCGACCGCCUCAUCACCCUCUGCCCCAAUUGCGGCAACGUCCGCCCCUGCCCCUGCUCCGCCGCCUCCUUCUCCGCCUCCUCCUCCUCCUCCUCCGCCUCCUCCUCCUCCUACGCCGCCGAGCCCUCCUUCACCCGCUCCCGCUCCCUCGCCAUCCCCUUCUUCCUCCGCUCCAACCCCAGCCGCCUCCAUUCGGCGUCGUUUCUCUCCGUUUUUAGGCGAAAGGGGAAGAAGGCAGCCGAUGCCAAAAACAACGGCGGAGACGCCAAUUCGGAGAGCAACGAUAAAAUUGAGGAUUUCGCGAGGAUGAUUUCGCGGUCGAGGUCGGUCGGGGCGGGGUCGGCGGCGAGCGGCGACGGCAGCCCAUCGUCGGGAAAGGGGAAAUUCUGGAAUGUGAAGGCGUUUCGAAGCUCUUCGAAGAAUCACAUGGCCGCUGAUAUUUCCGCCUUAAACAAAGGGUGA